AUUGAACGCCACGAAAGCCGCCGAAAAAUGUCUGCACUUGGCAGGGGCAAUCCCCAAUCAGAAGGCGAGUUACGAGCGAUCGGUGAGAUCUGCUAACUAGUUAUUUUGAGGGCUGGUGUUUCAUGACCACGUUGACUAUCCUUUAAUCCUUCAAUCCUUUCUACCACAAAGUCAGAGCACUCCCUUAACGCCCACCUCCGAGCGAUAGCCAAAGCUAUAUUACAAACUCUUUAUAAUCAAAACUUAGUCUGUGUUUAAAAUUUUAGACCAUUCACGCGUCUCUCAGUUUAGCUCCUUUUAGUCCUACCUCUUUAAAAACUUCCUAAGCUUUCCUCAGCCACCGGCUUUAAGAUCCUCAGAGAUGUCUGCGACUAAUUCUCGCAAUCUGGUGUCUCUACCGACAGAAAUAUUAUUUAUGAUUUACGACAAUGCCGACAAACUCUCGCGCCGGAUCCUAAGGAAAAUCUCCACUGCUUUUAUGGCAAUCCGCAAUUCUGUCUUUGCUCGCCCUCGUCGCCAUCAUCCCCUCAAUCAACGCGAACGCUCUGCCGAGUCGACUGCGAAUAACGAAUAUGCCUGCUUCUCCUGUAACGAAAUGCUUCCGAAUUGGUAUUUCGCCGACCAAGCAAUAAGUGGCAAGAAGGGAAGAAAUAAGCAAAACAUAGAGUCGCGCUUCUGUAUCGAAUGUGGAGUCUCUGGUUCGCCGGGCUAUGCAAAGGGGAAAUGGUUCUAUGUACGACAGAAACGGUUCGUCUUGUGUUAUCAAUGUGGAAAUCUUGGAAAGUUUGGUCGCAAUCUCAAAGAAGCAAGGGCAAAAGCAAUCUGUGAGAGUUGUAACCAGGGUACAGAAUCUAAAUCAACUGUAGAAAUGCUUGAAGAAGUUUUUGCGGAAGCGCAAAAUGCGGGAGAUGGCAGAAAUUUUGGGAGAAAUGCUAGACAAAACCAGGAAAGGAGUCGGCAUGCCCCAAUAUAUGACGAAUAUGGGAGGCCUUUAGAUUUGUAA
Messenger RNA from Mollisia scopiformis, 1003 nucleotides. RefSeq lists its product as uncharacterized. The record is from RefSeq and is a predicted model, not a curated record. The transcript has a single exon. The coding region runs from base 362 to 1003 and encodes 213 amino acids. Lineage: Eukaryota; Fungi; Ascomycota; Leotiomycetes; Helotiales; Mollisiaceae.